AAUCGCUUUCAAGCAACGCCGAAUGCCAUCCGACCAAACGCUACCCACACAAUAUCCUGUAUGGGACGCAGCUCUCAACGCGACCAUAUCAACAAUGGAAGUCGUCGCGUACGCUCACGACUCCCAUCCAAACUUCCUCAACCUUGCUGCUCUGGUCUGCGAGGCCGUGCUGGAGGUCGUUUUCGUCGCCUUGCCAGGUUUCCUGGUCGCCAUCUCCGGCAUGUUCGAUGCCAACAGCCAGAAAUUCGUUGCCGAACUCAACACUAUGGUCUUCACGCCGUGUCUUAUCUUCACCAAGCUCGCCAGCCAACUCAAUGCCGGCAAGCUCGCCGAUCUCGUUGUUAUUCCCUUCAUCUUUAUCGCUCAGACCUUGGUGUCGUGGCUUUGUGCUCAGACUAUGGCUUGGUCGUUUGGCUUUGGCAAGAAGAACAAAAAGAUGCACAAGAACUUCGUGCUUGCGAUGGGAGUCUUUGGCAACUCGAACUCCUUGCCGAUAUCGCUCGUCCUAAGCUUGAGCAAGACUAUCAGUGGCUUACAUUGGGACGAAAUACCAGGUGACAACGAUGACGAGGUGGCCGCAAGAGGUAUUCUAUAUCUGCUUAUCUUCCAACAACUGGGGCAAUUGCUACGAUGGACAUGGGGCUACAGCGUCCUUUUGAAGCCAGCCGAAUCCUAUACUCCAUCCGAGCGCGGAGACGAGCUUGAUGACGAGCGUUUGAUUGAGGAAGGUCCCUAUAGCGACGAGGACGAUUCUCCUACGAAAGCAGUUCGAAGGAGUGGCAGUGAUUCCGGCUUUAACAGCGGCUCGGACACUCCCCACUCCAUGCAUGAUUCGAGAGUCAAUCUCCGCGACGUUGUGCCAGCGGCGCCUGGUAAUGGCAACGACAUCAGCACUGAGCCCAGAAAACUCGGUCGCUCACAUCAAGGUCGAGACGAGGAUGCAUCGAGCAUCGACUCCGAUUCCAUAACACACUUCCCAAGCUUCUCACGGACACUGUCUGCGCGAUCGGACACCACCGCGUGGAAGAAGCCGCUCUAUCAAGCUCAGAGCUCGAUUCUCCGCACGACUAAGAGAGUGUGGUACACCAUCAGCACUUUCUCUCAGAACCUGUUCCGCAAGCUGCCACAACCCGCCCAGAAAGUUUUGACCGUGUUCUGGUCUUGCUUCAGCGCUUUCAUGCGUGGCGUGUGGCGCCAGAUGAAUCCACCACUUUGGGCUAUGCUGGCUGCCUUGAUCGUAGCGAGUAUUCCCAAGCUUCAAGAAAUCUUCUUCACGCCUGGAACUUUAAUAAACAAUUCGGUCACGCGAGCCAUUCAACAGUCUGGUAACGUCGCCGUGCCAUUGAUUCUGGUUGUCCUUGGAGCAAAUCUGGCUCGCUCGACUCUACCUCAAGAUCAACUGGCCACAUCGCGGGAAGAGAAGAAAGAGGAGAGAAAGCUUCUUUACGCGUCACUCCUCGCCCGUAUGGUCCUUCCCGUGAUCAUAAUGGCGCCAGUGCUUGCGCUUGUUGCAAAGUACAUUCCGGUUUCUAUCCUCGAUGAUCCAAUCUUCAUCAUCGUCUGCUUCCUGCUCACAGGCGCACCAUCUGCGCUGCAGCUUGCGCAAAUCUGCCAGAUCAACAACAUCUUCAUGGGCGCCAUGUCGAGCCUACUAGUCGCAAGCUACGUUGUGGUUAUCUUCCCAAGUACCUUGCUCCUGGUUUUGAUGGCGCUCGAGGUAGUCGAAUGGGCUGUGAUAUGAUUUUGAGGAGGUUAAAUUAGAAGAAAAACACAAGAAGCUUACAGCAGACACUCUAGAAGACAUUAUUGCGAAGAAGACGACUUCCAGGCAACAUGGUACAGGCACUCCAUGGCGUGGAAAGCAAUACAGGCCGUUUGAUUGUUUUUGGUGGCGCGUGAAGGGAUCAUAUAACGACAGCAGGGCUGCGCGCUGCGCCAGAGACGACUUUACGAUACUUUGAGUUUGGCGGGCAAGCGUAGCGAGGGCGUUCGAAGGGCGAGGUUGUAUUGUAUGACUUCUUUCAAAGAGUCAAAGUCGAACUGUAUAUUUUUUCUCGUGCUGGGGCAAUAGAUACUAUGUACAAUUUCCAGCUCUUCGCCGUAUCGUCAACUUCAACUUCCCAAGCAACAACGUGAAGUAUUGCUCUCCCCCAUCGGCAUCCGUCGUCGAAAGGUGCUUACGCUGGAGCCACUAUCAACGAUCGCGGCACCACUCAAUAUCGUACUCGUGUCGUCUGUCUCUCGUACCAGUCGCAUCUUCUUUCUCAAAUCACCUCAAUCAUCGCCCAAGCGAGUGGCAGUACUCAUGCAACCUUGAAAAUGCCGGUGAGCACGAUCACUCUCCUCAAUCGGCGAAUUGAUUGGGUGUUCACCGAGAUUUGCUGAUAACUACUCCCCCAGAAACCAUCUCACGAAGCUGGAGAUCUUCAGCCAGGGCUCUGAUGCCACGUAGAUGCGACGCUCGCGGUGAUUGAGAACGGCCUGGGCUCGUCUGAAAAUGCUGCGAACGCGGUCUGAGGUCGCCAUCUCGCCACUUGACACUGUGUUUUCAUCUCCCAUGCUUCGCCAUGCAUUAAAAAAAGACGUAACUAUGCUAUUGCUAUGCACAACGAAACAUCAUCGACCUUUACAGGAAUUCCAGGGGGGGUAUGGAAGUCAUCCUCCUUCUUCGCACCCAAGGGUUUGGAUCGAUCAUUUCGAAGCACCUGCAGCAACUGAAUGAGCGGCCCGAAUGUCUUCACUUUCCACUUUCGAAGGAUCCACACUUAUUCGCAUGUCGCCGCGUUCAUGCUUCUUGGCCAUCUUUUUGAGUGCUUCCUCGGUCAAGCCUUGACGGAACAUGCGCUCGAGCACAUCCUUCUUUCGUGUUUUGUGAUCGCCGACGCUGAUGAUAACUCCGGCUGCAAUGUUGC
Pseudocercospora fijiensis CIRAD86 is the source of this 2912-nucleotide messenger RNA. RefSeq lists its product as uncharacterized. Lineage: Eukaryota; Fungi; Ascomycota; Dothideomycetes; Mycosphaerellales; Mycosphaerellaceae. Bases 23 to 1741 code for a protein of 572 amino acids. The transcript has a single exon. The record is from RefSeq and is a predicted model, not a curated record. Gene Ontology annotation, cellular component: endoplasmic reticulum; membrane. Gene Ontology annotation, biological process: transmembrane transport.